Molecule: messenger RNA, 3496 nt
Organism: Synchiropus splendidus (mandarinfish)
Lineage: Eukaryota; Metazoa; Chordata; Actinopteri; Syngnathiformes; Callionymidae
Product: scavenger receptor cysteine-rich type 1 protein M130-like
Exons: 11
Coding region: 1-2709 (902 amino acids)
Cellular component (GO): membrane
Source: RefSeq, a predicted model, not a curated record
AUGAAGCCGCGCCGCAUGAACGCGCCCUCAGAGGCGCGGUCGAGUGUCCUCGUCUACUCGCAGAUUCACGGACGCAAACAACAGCCGGCACUAAUGAUGCUCUCUUUUGUAUUUGGGUUUGUUGGUCUCCUGGUGACAGGAACAUCUGGGGUGGACACAGCUCAACAACCUCCAAGUCAGUUUGAUGUCCCACAAGAUGGUCGACUGGUAGGGGGAGGCCGCUGCUCCGGCUGGAUCCAGAUGAAGCAUCAGGGCAAGUGGAGAAACAUGGAUUUAAGAAACUUGGCUUUUAGCGGCUACAAGGUUCAGUAUGCAAAGGUGGUCUGCCAACAGAUGGGCUGCGGCUCAGUGAAUACAGUCUUCGCCAGGAAAAUGGACAGAAAUGAAGAACCGGCAUGGCAAAUUAGUUUUUACUGUCAGGGGAACGAGAGGAAUUUCUCCGAGUGCCGAAAAAACACACGCAAAAGUGUUCAUUAUAAAAAUACUACAGUGUUUGCAAUGGAUGUCAUCUGCUCAGAGUCUCUACGCCUCACUGAUGGAAGAGGAGUCUGCUCAGGUUACCUGAAUGUGAAAACAGAACUGGGAUGGGCCCCAGUCUGCAAUUAUGGCUUUGACUCUGGUGCAAUGGAUGUACUCUGUCGGGAGCUGGACUGUGGGCCUCCUGUUUAUCAAUCGCAGUCUUUUAAAUCAAUAGAAAAGCCAGAGGUCCUUCAACCGUUCCAGCAGUUCCAGUGUUUCGGCAAUGAAAGCCUUCACCAGGACUGCAAGAUCAUGGUCAACACCAGCUGCACCUCGCCUGCUUACCUACAUUGUGAAUCAACCAAGUUCAGGGUGGUGGAUGGCAUCAACCAAUGUAAAGGUAUAAUUCAGUUAAAGCAGGAUGGAGAAUGGAGAGUCGUGGACGACCCCUGGAGGAAAUUGACAGCCAAAGAUUCUGAAAAAAUCUGCCGUAAACUAGAGUGUGGAUCCCACAUCUCCACAUCUGCUCAUUAUCUUCAACAUUCUCUCCCUUCAUGGUCACUGGACAGAGAAUGUUCACACAGCAGACACUCAUUUUGUUGGACCUGGGAAAACGGUUUUUCCCACACACUGUUGAAUGUCUCAUGUUCAGACAAUGUGAGGCUGUCCAGUUGGCGAGAAGCGUGCGCCGGGAACCUGGAGGUGCGGAGUGGCCUUUCCUGGUCUCCUGUUUGCCACUCUGUGUUCAGCAAAGAGGAAGCCAGUGUCAUCUGCUGGGAGCUUGGUUGUGGGUUUGCUGAAACAUCAAAAGUGGCCAGUGGUGUGAUCGAUAAUCAAGACUGGAGUCCAGACUUCACAUGUAAUGGGACAGAAAACACUUUGGAUGAAUGUCGCUCCAGCCCAAUGGAAUCCAUGCAACAGGAAUGUCAGGCCACCUUCAUCACAUGCAAAGAGCGACCUGCCAGACCUCGUGUCACCAUUCAAACCACACAUGAAUCAGUGGAAGAAAGGAAGUAUACAUCUCUGAAGAGAGGGAGUCGUUUCUUGGUGUCCUGCAGCCAGAAUACGGCGUACACCAUCCACUCCUUCCACCUCAGACUUGCUGCUGUCCAAGAUCAAGGGCCAGAGUGGAGCGAGCUUGCUGUGGACAACACUGCCACCUUCUUUUUUGCUAGAGCAAAUGAAACCCACCAGGGGUAUUUCACCUGCUACUAUACUUUUGCCUUUCGGCAGGGCGUCUUCUCAGAGGCCAAUUCCUUUUCUCUCUCUGUCCAAGAGUCCAGCGACCUGAGGCUGGUGGAUGGAAACAGCCGGUGCGCUGGACAGUUGGAGCUGACACAAGAGGGGGACUGGAUGCCAGUCUCCUAUCAGCACUCGUGGAGUCAGAAAGAAGCGGGAGUUGUGUGCAGGCAACUGGAGUGUGGCGAUGCUGUGUCGACCAGAAGAGUAGACAAGCAGGAGUUGUUGUCUACGUGGCGUUUCUAUUCCGACUGUGACGGAUCAGAGCAUGCGCUCAUGGACUGUGGGACUGCUACAAAGUGGACCUCAUCUUCUACUGUAGAAGUCAUCUGUACAGAUGUCCUGCCCAAGCCCAACAUCACAGUGUGGUGGAGCAAAGCAUCCAAGAACACAGUGAUCACAUGGGGCUACAGCUUCCGCAUCGACUGCUUAGUAAAGACUCAAUUCCCCGGCGGUCACUUUGUCCUGGUCUUCAGUGGCCUUGGCCAGUCGCACAGUCACAUGAAGACAACUGUCAAUCACUCAGCUACCUUUUACUUCCCUUCAGCUGACUUCACUCAUACCGGCAACUAUAGCUGCCAGUAUAACAACUUUGUGUACAACCAAAACUUUACAUCUGAAAGCCAGACACUCACCGUCACUGUCAAAGAGGUAUCCGAGGUAUUCCUGGACAAUGGCGCACCAAGAGAGGACAGGAACUCUUCUUGCGCUGGGCUGGUGCAGGUGCUGUACGACAACAAGACCAGGUUUCUGAGCGCAGCACCCGCUGUGUGGGACAAGCCCCACGCGUCUGUGGUGUGUCGACAGCUCCGCUGCGGAUCUGUCAUCUCCACCAGAGAGGUCCAACUUCAGAAGGAGGAGAGCAUAUGGCGUUUUUUCUCAGACUGUGGGGGAUCUGAGUCGGCACUUCUGGACUGUGGGUCAGUCAAAUCCUGGGUGUCUUCCACUGGAGUCGAAGUGGUCUGCACCGGAUCAGCAAGUGACCAGCAAAUUCCCAAAGUUGGAAAGUAGAAUCCUGUGAAUGAGGAAGUCCACAAUGCCAAACAGAGUGUUCUGUACCUCAGUGCUCAGGUCCAAUAGAAUUGAUGGGAUGAAUUUGUUCAUUCAUUCCAUCAUUGAAGAUGCAAAUGUAUUGUGUCGGUGAACCAUACAUCCAAGCAGAUGCAACAUUAUUUAAUAGAAAUAAUUUUUAAUUUGAAAGUUCACAGGUAUAAUUGUAAACAAGAUACUUAAAAAUGAAGAUCUUAUGUUUUUAAUCCUCAUGAACGUGUACACACACACUCGCGCGCACACAAACACAGACAACUACACUCAGAAAGGUCAGUAUCCAGCAGGUGGAGCUUGAGUUGACAUCUGAAGUAACUUCUACCUGGACAGAGACGAGAUCCUGAAAACAUAAAACGAAAUCCAGUAUUGGUCUCAACUCAGUUCAUCGUUGGCUUCUCUCUUGCAUUUUAGAAUUCAUUAAAAUAAACACUCAUUUUAAGCCACUCAACGGUCUUGUUCCUCCCCAUACAGCAGAGCCACUACACCGUUGUCCCCUAGGUCAGCUGAUCAAGUACUCCGCGUGGUUAGCUGAAGAGAUUGUGUGAUUUCUUUUAAAAACUUAUCUUAAAACAUGUUUUCUAUUUUUUGUAUCCCAGCUCAAUUAGUCCUUAGUUAUUCAAAAUUGUCUCUAGACAUUUUUUACAUUGUUAUUGGUCUGAAAGUUUGUAAUAAAUUUUUUGUAUUGUUUUUAUUGUCAUCAUUUUAUACGUGCACAAUAUGUUGUCAUUAUGUCUGAAAGCAAUGAGCAUAG